AUGGCUCGCUGGCCGUUGUGUUACUUUCGGCCGAGCGCGUUCUUCAUGCCCUCCUUUGUAUCUUGCGUGCACGGCCGACCGUCGAUUGCGUCGCUGGUGGGCGAGGUCGGUGAGAUCGAGGUGGAGCCACAUGUGCCGAGGCAAUGGCCCGGGCUCUCACCGGGGCUGACGCUCCCGCCGCUGCCUUCGCCCGCGAUCACGGAGGGCUCGGGUGACGUGCGUGAAGGCUUGUUGGAUCCGAACAUCCGCGGUGGACAUUAUGGGGGUAUGGUCAGCCCAUCGGCGGUGAGCUUGGCGGAUCAUCGGGAUUACACCCGGCCUAUCGGAGCGCUCGUGAACAAUGGUGGCGGCCACGCUGGCUCAUUGCUCGCCGAGCGCAAUCUCCAUGCCCUCCUUUAUACUUCCGUCAGUGUUGGCGACUUUGUCAAAUGUUACCCGCGGCGGCAAUCCAUGAACUCCGAGCGCUCGACGCCAUGA
Punctularia strigosozonata HHB-11173 SS5 is the source of this 477-nucleotide messenger RNA. RefSeq lists its product as uncharacterized. NCBI's taxonomy places the organism in Eukaryota, Fungi, Basidiomycota, Agaricomycetes, Corticiales, Punctulariaceae. The record is from RefSeq and is a predicted model, not a curated record. The transcript has 5 exons. The coding region runs from base 1 to 477 and encodes 158 amino acids.